AUGCUGACCGGAUCGGCGUCGUCUCAGGUGUUCGUCAUGCCCGGCACCAGCCACCAGGUCCACUACUUCCUCACGGGAGGCUCCGGCGGAGGCGACGAUCCCAACAGGUACCCUUGGGCCAUGAAGUCCGUGCAUGAGCUUGAUGCCGUCGUUCCCUCAAUCGCUCGGGGCAUCAAGAGGCCAGCUGCAGCCGGAGAUGAGCCGUGGGGGUUCCCCUUCCACUGCCCCGUCUGCCAGCGAACCUUCUGCAGCGAGAAGGCCGUCCACGGCCACAUGCGCUCCCACUCAGAACGCUCCUGGCGCGGCAUGGAACCGCCACGGCCGCCGCCGGCCCGCGAACUUGCGGGCGACGGGCAGCGCUACAGGUAUGUCUGCGACCGGUGCAGGGCGCCGUUUGAGACCCGGCAGGCGCUCGGCGGACAUCGGGCCAGCCACAGUGGCAAGAGAGGUUGCUCGUGGCUCGCCAAGCAGGAGCUCGCUGAGGCCGCUGCCGCCACGGAAGCUCCAAGGCCCGUCGUGUUUGACUAUGAUCUCAACGAACCAGCGCCGGAGGUGGUGCAGGAGGUGGCGCCGGAGGUGGCGCAGGAGGUGGUGCAGGAGGUGGCGCAGGUGGAAGAGAUGGAGUAG
Molecule: messenger RNA, 627 nt
Organism: Lolium perenne
Lineage: Eukaryota; Viridiplantae; Streptophyta; Magnoliopsida; Poales; Poaceae
Source: RefSeq, a predicted model, not a curated record